Messenger RNA from Grammomys surdaster, 1816 nucleotides. RefSeq names its product pseudouridine synthase 1 (gene Pus1). The transcript has 6 exons. The record is from RefSeq and is a predicted model, not a curated record. NCBI's taxonomy places the organism in Eukaryota, Metazoa, Chordata, Mammalia, Rodentia, Muridae. The coding region runs from base 273 to 1544 and encodes 423 amino acids. Gene Ontology annotation, molecular function: RNA binding; pseudouridine synthase activity. Gene Ontology annotation, biological process: mRNA pseudouridine synthesis; tRNA pseudouridine synthesis. Gene Ontology annotation, cellular component: nucleus.
GUGCACGUGGUCAGCUUCGGGGUUCCGCGGCGCCGUGAGUGGGUCCGGCGGGACUUUCUUCCCUCCUCAAGCGCGCCGGCAGCGCGAUCUCUAGGGGGUGGGGUGGGAUGCACGGGGGUGGGCAGGGGCUGCGGGGUCACAGGUCAGCCUAGGAUCACGGGCGCCGAAGGGCCGGAGCCAAGAAAUCAGGAAGACGGGGCAGGGAUUUCGGGGCUGCAGAGUUCGGCAGGGAUCGCUGAGGUCCGGGGUCGGCGCCCGCCAUCCCGCAGCGCAUGGGUUUCCCCCGCCUUUGGGUCGCACUGCUGAGAGCCUGGGGACGGUGGACGGCGCGCCCAGGCCCGCGCGUGCCCGGCCUGCCGCCUAUGGCUGGAAACAAGGUGCCACCAGCGCUGGCCUCACACCAACCUGACAGGAAGGGCCGAGGUGCCUGGGUCUGGGAGGAGACUGAGCAUCCUGCCAAGAGAGUCAAGGGCGGUGAGGAUGAAGAACCUCCACGCAAGCUGCCAAAACGCAAAAUUGUGCUGCUCAUGGCCUACUCGGGCAAGGGCUACCACGGCAUGCAGAGGAAUCUGGGGUCCUCCCAGUUCAGGACCAUCGAAGAUGACUUGGUAUCUGCCUUAGUCCAGGCAGGUUGUAUCCCCGAAAACCACGGCACAGAUAUGAGGAAGAUGUCCUUCCAGCGGUGUGCUCGCACAGACAAGGGUGUGUCUGCAGCUGGGCAGGUGGUAUCCCUAAAGGUGUGGCUAAUUGAUGACAUUCUGGACAAGAUCAACAGCCACCUUCCAUCCCACAUUCGGAUUCUGGGAUUGAAGAGGGUCACAGGCGGGUUCAACUCCAAGAACAAGUGUGAUGCCAGGACCUAUUGCUACAUGCUACCUACCUUUGCCUUUGCUCACAAGGACCGGGAUGUACAGGAUGAGAGCUAUCGCCUGAGCGCAGAGACCCUGCAGCAGGUCAACCGGCUUCUGGCCUGCUACAAAGGCACCCAUAACUUCCAUAACUUCACCUCGCAGAAGGGGCCACGAGAGCCCAGUGCACGCCGCUACAUUCUGGAGAUGUACUGCGAGGAGCCCUUUGUACGUGAGGGCCUGGAGUUUGCUGUGAUCAAAGUGAAGGGCCAGAGCUUCAUGAUGCACCAGAUCCGGAAGAUGGUUGGCCUGGUGGUAGCCAUUGUCAAGGGUUAUGCCCCUGAGAGUGUCCUGGAGCGCAGCUGGGGCGAGGAGAAGGUGGAUGUGCCCAAGGCCCCAGGGCUUGGCUUAGUCCUGGAGAGGGUUCACUUUGAGAAGUACAAUCAACGCUUCGGCAGUGACGGGUUACAUGAGCCCCUAGACUGGACGCAGGAGGAGGGGAAGGUGACUGCUUUCAAAGAACAAUACAUCUACCCGACCAUUGUCAGCACUGAGCGGGAUGAGCGGUCCAUGGCCCAGUGGCUUAACACUUUGCCGAUCCACAACUUCAGUGGCACUGCACUUGGAGCGGCUGACAAGGGUGCCAAGGUCCCCAGUUCCCUGGAGGGCAGUGAAGGGGACGGAGACACUGACUGAAACCAUAUGUAGAUCCUGCGACUGCUAUGAGUGCUGAGGCUGGAAUCUCUGCACCUGCCUGUCACCCAGGACGGGGAGCCAAGAAUUCAGGGGCCAGCUCGUGGAUGUAGCCUGGCUUCAUAACCUCAGGAUAUUAAAUUCUCAUCCCAGGAAUCAGCUGCCUAUUUUAGCCCAUGCAUUGUGUGUAUACACCUUAGCAUGAAAGGACACUUUUUAAAAAAAAAAAAAGAAGUGAUUUUUUUCCUAUUAAAUAUGUUUUGCUUAGUGAAUUA